AUGGCAUCAAUAGCUUCAAAACUUCCUUUCAAACUUCCCUCCAAGAAAUUUAUGGCCUUUGUUGGUACAUGUACCGGCCUGGCUGGACUGAUGUCUCGUGAUAAUAUGUUAUCGAGAGAAGGCCUACACAAAGUUCAGAGCAAGGUGGCACACCUAGCAUUAGAGCCAAUGGACGUUCAUGAGUUACCGCGUAAAGUGACCGUAUACUUAACACCACCAGUUGGUGACGGGAUAUAUAAAACGAGGGCUCAUUUUAAGGAAUAUGUUAAACCAGUUUUAGUAGCAGCAGCUGUAGAUUAUGAAAUAGUGGAAGGUUUUAAAAGUGGAGAAUUGCAGUCUAAAGUACGCGAAGCAAUUAUCAGCCGACGUAAAGCAGAGAGGAGUGUCUCUCAGCCAACAGAUAAUUCUAACAAUCCAACACAAGAAAUAAAGAAGAAAUCAUUAGCCGAGACGGGAGGAGCAAUCGUAGUUGGACGUGCUGCGUGGAUCGAAUAUCUCCACGGACUUAAUGAAGGGUGUAAUGCGCCAUUAGUAGAUGAGCAAGUUGGCACAUCCUCAGAAUUAGAAACAAACACACAAUCAGUUGGUGAAAGUAAUAACAUCACUGAAACGAAUACAUCACCCACACCGCAACAGUCAUCUGACGGCAUACCGUCUGGUACUAACGAUGAAAUUUUAAUACCCGAACUUGAACCGGUUGGCUAUGUACACUUUUAUAAUCGAAUAGGAUGGAAGAAUGUCCCGUUGAGAAUCUAUCAUGCCUUGAAUUCGUAUAAAAAUUACGAAAUAGCCGGUGAGGAAGCAGUUAAAGUAGCAUUAGGAGAUACGAGAAAAUUUACAGAUGUUGAUAUGGACAAUGGUAAAGGUGAAGAGCAAUUCUUCAAAGGCGAAGUCGAAAACCCAAAGUUGGAUGGAAGAAUUGCAGAGAAGCUAAGUGUUUAUAUAUGA
This is a messenger RNA of Paraglomus brasilianum, 948 nucleotides long. NCBI's taxonomy places the organism in Eukaryota, Fungi, Glomeromycota, Glomeromycetes, Paraglomerales, Paraglomeraceae. The record is from the annotation of a GenBank genome assembly.